AGUUAUAAGCAAGUGAAAUUAUCAAAGUUAAUUCGAAAACAAAGCACAAUAAAUACAAGAGUAAUAUCAAAGUAAAUUGUGAAAAAUAACGAUAUUGGUAUAACGAAAUAAAGUGAAUUUAUUAAAGUUACAUUCAAAUCAAAGCAGAGUCCGGGAUAAAGAUUAUUAAAAAAUAAUUAAUAAUUUUUUAAAUUAAGAACGACCAGCACUGCCACACUUUUGAGUGUCGAGGUCUGAACAACUAGUGCUGCCAUACUUUUCGUUUAAUGCAAACACCGUUGCCAGUGGAUAACAAAAAAACUAGCUUUUCGCAGCGUUUUUAUGCCGCGAAGAGCUGGCCACACUGGAUAGUUCCAGCCAAUAUUUUUGUUCCCCGAGACGGUCACUCUGGUUUGAAAUUUUGCUUUGAAAGGUUGUUCCGCGGACGCGUACAUUUUCGCCGACUUGGGGAAAAUAAUAUGAUCGUUAAAAAAUAAUACAAUAUAAUAAACAAAUUUUCGAAAAUCAUACGUGUUUCAGUGUGUGAUUAACCAGUUUAGUGAGCCUUCUGUCAGCCGAAACACAAGCAACAAGAAAAGUGCAUUCCGUCUGUGAGCCGACUCGUUUUCGCGUCCCGUGCAACGCUGCAGUUCGACUAAAUAUAUUAUAAGCAACAAGUGGUUAAUAAAUACCGAGCAAGCAAACUUAAUUUCGUUAAUUCCUUAAAAACUGACCAGCCAAAACAUAUUUUCCAAUCGCGAGUUGCACGUAUCACCGAGAGUCCCGGAAACAAGCUGCCUGCUAUGAACGCGAGCAUACAAUGCUGCUGAAGAAGAAGCGCUAUAUGUACGACGAGCGGGACGGCAACACUGACUCGCUCGUCGCUGCCGUCGAGCCAAGCAGCAACAACAACAAAAUGGCCGAUACACGCGAAGUGCGCAUUGAAGAGCAAUUAAAAGUGAAAAUUGGCGAGGCAAAGAAUCUGAGCAGUCGCAAUGCGGCCAACACAAGCUGCAGCACACAGGGCACUCGCGAUGUCUAUUGCACAAUUGCCCUCGACCAGGAGGAGAUCUGCCGCACAUCCACCAUCGAACGCACACUGUCGCCGUUCUUCGGCGAAGAGCACCAGUUCAAGAUCCCGCGUCGCUUCCGCUACCUGUCCAUCUACGUGUACGAUCGGGACAUGAAGCAGGACAAGCCCAUCGGCAAGAUAGCCAUCAAGCGGGAGAAUCUUCACAUGUACAACCACAAAGACCAUUGGUUUUCGCUGCGGCCCGUGGACUCCGAUUCCGAAGUUCAGGGCAUGAUCAAUGUGGACGUUUCGUUCGAGGAGGCACCACAGUCCCAGUCGCUCUCGGAAAGCAUCGAGAGCAUUGAACACAGGCCACACCACCAUGCACACCACCACCAGCCGAGGGCGCACCUGAACGAUUACAAGGAGAAUGGCGGCGAGUUCAGUAACGUCGAUUGGGCGUGGGCAGUGGCGGCGGCAAAGUCCCCGGAUCAGGUGCACAAAUGGAGGCCGCCCAAUGCGAGAAAUGUGGGAGUGACUAUCAAGGUGCCCGCCUGCGUGGAUCUGGCCAAGAAGCAGGGCACCUGCGAUCCCUUCGUCGUAUGCACAGCCCACUACAGCAACAAGCAGCAGGUGACGCGGCGGACCAAGCAGCGGAAGAAGACCGUCGAUCCGGAGUUCGACGAGGCCAUGUACUUUGAUCUCCACAUCGAUGCGGAAGCGGGCAGCACGAACACCACCGGCAGCAACAAGAGCGCCGCUUCCCUGGAGUCUUCCGCUAACAAGGGCUAUGCCAUCUAUCCACUGGGCGGAGCGGAUCUGGUGGAGAUUGUGGUGAGCAUUUGGCACGACGCGCAUGGCGCCAUGGCCGAUAAGGUGUUCCUCGGCGAGGUGCGACUGCCCAUGCUAAACAAGCAGGAACAGCAGGCGGUACCGCCAUCGGCUUGGUAUUACCUGCAGCCACGAUCCAUGGCGCACAGCUGUCGUUCGCUGAACGCCACGCCCCGCUCCUGCGCCACGCCACCCGGAACGAGAUUAAGUGUGGAUUCCACCAUCGGAUCACUGCGCCUGAACUUGAAUUACACCGCCGAUCAUGUCUUCCCGCUGGCCACGUACGAUGACCUUUUGAAUCUGCUCCUGGAGUCCGUCGAUCAGCGGCCCAUAACCGUGUCGGCUGUAUCCAUCCUGGGGGAGCUGGUCUCGGGAAAAACGGAAGUGGCCCAGCCACUGGUGCGCCUCUUCACGCAUACGGAGCGCAUUGCGCCUAUCAUUAAGGCUUUGGCGGACCACGAGAUCUCUCACUUGACCGAUCCCACCACCAUCUUCCGCGGCAACACACUGGUGUCCAAGAUGAUGGACGAAGCAAUGCGGCUAUCCGGUCUCCACUACCUUCACCAGACGCUGCGCCCCGUCCUGGCCCAGAUUGUGUCCGAAAAGAAGCCCUGCGAGAUUGAUCCAAGCAAAUGCAAGGAUCGCUCGGCAGUAGACACGAAUCUGCAGAACCUUAAGGAGUAUGUGGAGCGAGUGUUUGAGGCAAUCACCAAGAGUGCCGACCGCUGUCCGAAGGUGCUCUGCCAGAUCUUUCACGACCUGCGCGAGUGUGCGGGAAAGCAUUUCCCCAGCAAUCGCGAGGUGCGCUACUCCGUGGUGUCCGGCUUCAUCUUCCUGCGCUUCUUUGCACCGGCCAUCCUGGGGCCGAAGCUCUUCGAUCUAACCACCGAACGACUGGAUGCCCAGACAAGUCGCACGCUGACCUUGAUCUCCAAGACGAUCCAAUCGUUGGGUAACUUGGUCAGCUCGCGCUCAUCGCAGCAGCCAUGCAAGGAGGAGUUCACCGCCGAGCUGUAUAAGAAAUUCUGUACAGAGCAGCAUGUGGGGGCCGUCAAGCAUUUCCUGGAGGUGAUCUCGACGCCCAGUCCGGCGGCCACCAGCAGCGUUCACCCGGCGGCGGCAGCAACGCCAUUGGAACCAGUAUUACUUAAGGAGGGCGAGGGCAUGAUGACCAAGUAUCCAACGUCCCGGAAGCGCUUCGGCCGUCAGUUCAAGCAGCGCUACUUCCGCCUAACCACCCACUCGCUCAGCUACGCCAAAUCGAAGGGCAAACAACCUAUCUGUGAUAUACCGCUCCAGGAGAUCGCCAGCGUGGAGCAGCUGAAAGAGAAGAGCUUCAAGAUGCAGAACUGCUUUAAGAUUGUGCACAACGACCGAUCGCUGAUCGUACAGACGACAAACUGCGUGGAGGAGCGGGAGUGGUUCGACCUGCUGCACAAGAUCUGUCUGAUGAAUUCAAUUCGUAUGCAGUACUUCCAUCCCUCGGCCUUUGUCAGUGGCUUCUACAGCUGCUGUGGGCGCUCCGACGAGAACUCGCCCGGCUGCAAGAACGUCUCGGACAAGGAGAUGGACUACUUCCAGAUGGACCUGGUAACGGCUUUGGAUCCACCGCUCGACCUGCAGCGCAUCCACACGCUGAUCAUGUCCUACAUGAGUGUGCUGGAGUCUCUGCUGGAUCCGCUCGCCUACCACCAACACCUGUCGGCGGCGCAGCACCAGCAGCACAAUCCCCUGGUGCCGCUGGCCACCGAACUGCAGAAGCACUCGCCGCAAGCCUUCGCCGAGUUCAAGCGCACCAUCGAGAAGCUGCGGGAGAAGGCGUACGCCAUUGAUCGGGACCAUCGGGACUACAAGCAGGGCAUCACGCGCCAGCUUAAGUAUGGCAGCAGGGAGGCGCCCAUCGGCGAUGACAACUACUGGCACAUGAUGCGUGCCGCCGGCCAGCUGAAUCAGCAGCAUCACCAGCAGCAGCAACACCAACAGCAGCAGCAACAGCAGCUGCAACUGCAGCAGCAGCAGCAGUUCCAGCACCAGCCAGCGCUCCCCCAGAUGCAGAAUGUUCGGGCCUCGCCCUAUCAGCCGGCUACGAGUAACAUGAACGCAUACUACCUGCACAAUUUGCAGCAUCAGCAGCAGCGGUUCCAGCAUCAACACCAGCAGCACCAACAGCAGCAGCAGCAACUUCAGCCGCUGCUCCAGCAGCAGCAACCGUCGCAGUACCAGCCACUUCGUAGCCAUCAGCUGCAGCGCCACAAUAACAGCAUUAAUAACAACAACAACUGCGGCAAUGCCUCGUCCUCAAGUCCAUCUUCGACGGCGUCGAGCGUGGUGGCGGCACCUCCGAGCACCACAUCAUCGUCGCAGCCAGCGCAGCCGAUUUAUUAGCGUUCAAGGCUCUGCGUAUUCGCCUUGCCGCGGGCGAUCGUCACGAUCAGGUGAAGGAAUACGCACCACAAAUGGUAGCUUGGCAGCUUGGAGAGAGAGCGAGCAAGGGAAGGGCGCCCCGCACCAGAAGAUGCUGCUGUACAAAAGAAUUUUAUGUGCUAAUUUCUAGGAUCCUUUUUUUUUUCUUUGUAUAAUUUUUUACGAGUUUAACGUUGUAAAGAAAAGACUAGAGUUAAGUUUUUUAAUUAACCGAUUUUUAUACACUACUAUUUUUACCGGGGACCGCAGACACCAGCAACAGCGACAGAAAAAAAAACAAACAAGAAAGCGAAAUCUAAAUAUUUAUAAGCCUAUUUAUUUUUUGUAUGUGCUAAAACACAUUAUUUAUACACACAAACACACACGAAAUGGAGCAUUUCUGCUCCCGAAAAAGGAGCGGAGAACCACUGCAAACUGAUAACUACAUAAGGCCUAAACUACUACUGAGAGCUCCAAAAUUUGCUAAGAUUUUUAAAGCCUAGCAAAGUGGAGCAAGCGUAUGUGUAAAUCUAAAUAUAUAUCUCUCUAUACAUGUACACGUGUAACUAGCAACUACAUUAUAUACCAGUUAUCUUAGGCGUAGCAGAAAUUUCUAAAGAACUAACUAAGCUAAGGACUAACAAAAGCAAAUAAUUCUAGCAAGGAGAAAAGCUAAGUGUAGGAGACGUACAUCUACGUGUAUAUUUUCCACUUUAUAUAACUGUCAUACAGCUAAUGUUAAACACACACACAACAAACAAUAUGUAUUCGGCAAAUUGUAGAAUACAAAGAAAAAGCAUUGUUAAGGAUAAAAUUACUUCCAUUACUUCCACCACACCCACCCACAUACACAUUUAUAUAUUUAUUAAAUGCAUUUAAUUUCAUGUUAAAUUUAAAGAACAAAACAAGUAAAUUGUUAAAGCGAUAACGUUUUGGUUAGCUUAAACACUACUUCCACCGAUUUGUUUCCAAAGCUCUUCCAAUAUUAAUUACACGUUUGUAGAUUUUAUGUUAAAUAAUCUUAUUUUUGCCAUAAUUAGUUCAUUGCUCGUUCAUCGUUCAUCGCAUUGAAAACGAAGUGUCUUCCUCCGCCGCGUUUAUUCUUAUUGCCUUUUGUUUAUGCAUUCCAAUUAUUUGUGCAUUUCUUAACUCUUAUAUCUGCAUAAUGUACAUAGAGAUACGAAGAGGGAGAAGCGUACUUGAUGUUGCUAUGAAUUUAAUUUGUUUGCAGUUUACCAAUUCGAUUCAUUUACAAUUUCAGUUGCAUUUUAAGCGCCUAGUUUAAGUUUAACCUUAUUUACCUAGCCUCGUAAGUUGUUGGUACAAAGAAUCGAAAAUAUAUACACAUUUGGAUAUAUUUUCUAGCGAAAAAAUAAAGCGUAUCGCCAAUGGA
This is a messenger RNA of Drosophila kikkawai, 5618 nucleotides long. The record is from RefSeq and is a predicted model, not a curated record. Lineage: Eukaryota; Metazoa; Arthropoda; Insecta; Diptera; Drosophilidae.